CUCUUCCCCUUCCCCUUUCCAAUAAAGCAUAUUCUCUUCUCUGCCGUCCAACCUAGUCGCUCUCUGUGUCUCUCUUUUUUUUGUUUAUUAUAUCAUUCUGUUUGCACGAAGCGAUAUGGGUUGGAAUGGACGUCUCAAAAACAUGGUCAUCGUGAUUACUUUAAUGGUGGCCUUGGUUGUUGUUCAACAUGUGAAGUGUGGGGACUCAGCUCGCAUAUUGCUUCAGCAUGGUGGCUUCGUUCAACGAAGUAGCACCAACUUCGUUCUGAAUAACAAGCGUUUCUACUUCAACGGAUUCAACGCGUACUGGUUAAUGUACAUGGCAUCUGACCCAUCCACAAGGCCCAAGGUCACUGCCGUUUUGCAACAAGCUUCCAACCAUGGCUUAACUGUUGCUAGAACUUGGGCUUUCAGUGAUGGAGGUUACAGAGCACUUCAGGUUUCUCCCGGUUCCUACGACGAGAAAGUAUUCAGGGGAUUGGACUUUGUAGUAUCAGAAGCGGGAAAAUAUGGGGUGCGUUUGAUACUGAGCUUGGUGAACAACUGGAAAGAUUUUGGUGGGAAAAAUCAGUAUGUGCAAUGGGUAAAGGAACAUGGACAGUACGUGAACAGCGAAGAUGAUUUCUUUUCACAUCCUAUUGCUAAGCAACACUACAAAAACCAUAUUAAGGCUGUGCUGACAAGAAAAAACACAAUAACUGGGGUGGCAUAUAAGGACGAUCCUGCCAUAUUUGCGUGGGAACUUAUGAAUGAACCCCGUUCCCAACACGACAACUCCGGAAAAGUUAUUCAGCAAUGGGUGAUUGAGAUGGCUGCCUACGUCAAAUCCAUCGAUAGCAAUCAUUUGCUGGAAAUAGGACUCGAAGGGUUCUAUGGUGAAACAAUGCCAGAGAAAAAACAAAUCAAUCCAGGGUACCAACUUAUUGGCACUGAUUUCAUUUCUAACAACCUAGUUCACCAAGUUGAUUUUGCUACCAUGCAUCUCUACCCUGAACAAUGGUUGCCAGGCUCAAACGAAGCUGCUCAGGUUGCAUUUGUUGACAAAUGGCUACAAACACACAUUCAAGAUGCCAAAAAUGUUCUGGCGAAGCCUAUUGUUGUUGGUGAGUUUGGCAAGUCUUUGAAGUCAUAUAGCGUGGUUGAAAGGGACAAUUACUUGAGCAAAAUGUAUAAUGCCAUAUACAGUAGUGCUAGUAGUGGGGGACCCUGUGCGGGUGGGCUUUUUUGGCAACUCAUGGCUCAAGGAAUGGAUGGUUUUCGUGAUGGUUAUGAAGUUGUUUUCGAGGAGAGUCCUUCAACUACCAGAAUUAUAGAUCAGCAAUCCCACAAAAUGUCAAGUAUUGCUUAGUGAACAAGCAUUAAUGUCGCCUACCUAGCUCAUGUAAAUAUAUAUGUAACAAACUUAUAGUUUGUUUGGUUACUUAUAUAUUCCUCCCAUUACAAGCACUAUUCAUGGGAAAAUACCGCGUGGUGUGAGCAAAUUAAUCAGAUGCAAUAAUUAUAUAUGGGUGCAAUGAUAUAUCAAGAAGACAAUUUUUAAAGAA
This is a messenger RNA of Glycine soja, 1544 nucleotides long. RefSeq names its product mannan endo-1,4-beta-mannosidase 4-like. Bases 116 to 1348 code for a protein of 410 amino acids. Gene Ontology annotation, molecular function: hydrolase activity, hydrolyzing O-glycosyl compounds. The transcript is spliced from 6 exons. The record is from RefSeq and is a predicted model, not a curated record. NCBI's taxonomy places the organism in Eukaryota, Viridiplantae, Streptophyta, Magnoliopsida, Fabales, Fabaceae.